GUUGCAGUGGUAUGUUGCAACCGUACUGUAUUUACCAUACAUAGUACCAUACCAGAUGCACAGUGCACACAACACACAACACACUGCAAACAGCCUGCUGACGUUUUGUCUUGGCGUGUGGAUGCCACGGUACCGUACAGACAGUACCAUACCGUUUCAGUGUUCACUGCUCUCUCUAACGGCGGAGGAUUGCUCUCCCCUUUUUCCCUUCCUCUUCGUCUUGUCCUUCUCGAGACUCGCUCAAUUCCAAGACCUUGUCCAGGCUGGUGACCGGCUGAUCUUGUCCUGCCCCCUUGCUUUCUUCCACACCUCCCUUCAAUCGUCCGUCGUCGUCGUCGUCAUAGUCGUCUCCAUAAUUAUUAUUACUGUCGCCGCCAUCCAUACCUAGCCAUCAUCGGUCUCGGCGCCUCCGCCCCCCUCCUCCCGACCCGCCCCUGUUACCACGACCGUUACUCUUUUCCCCCUCUCUUCUCCAACGAUGAGUUCUCUGUGAACAAUUCCACGCUGUGAGGAUUCUAUCCGUGCGAUUUGUUUGGGAAUUGGCUAGCCAGCUGCUGUCCAUCUAGUCCUCCCGGACAUCCCGAAAUCAUAUCGCCUUUUCCCCUUUUUGGACUCACAACCAUAGGCGUACGCAUUUCCAGCUGUGUCUGAUCCCUUGACCCUCGAGGCCUCUGGCCAUGACAAUUUACUGAGACCCAUGCGAUUCAUUCUGUCGGAUUCGAAAUCGCAAUCUGUCACCGGGUUUCUUUUCCGCGGCACUGCAACUGUUUACCCCUUGACGCAAGUGGCUAUCUUUCAGAUGGGUUUCAUGUAGGCUGGACCACACCAUCACACAGCUUGAAGGACACUUCUGCGUCCCCUCAAUCAUGCAUUGGAAGGGUUUGCGGAUUAGCGUUUUCGAUGGCAAUGAUUCCAAGAGGCAUACCGUCGUCGAAUCACCCGCCCAGUCCGACCAGGAAGAGCAUCAGCCCAGUUCAAGCCUCCACACGCCGCAGGUUCAAUCGAGACAUUCCGAGUCCGCUCCCCGUUCGCCCCGUUUAGCGGACCUCGAUGAUAAGAAACGACUUUCGGCCCCGGAAGGGGGCAUGCAGGAUGGUUCCAAUCAGGACGACUCUAACCCUCCCAAAUCAUCCUCGGAGACGCAGAGCCUGCGCAGGAACCGGUUUAGUUUCUGGCGACUCCGUCAUGCAUCGGACCCGCAUUUAAAUGAAUCUUACACGAAGGCCGGGGAAAAUAUUCCUCCUGUGCCCCCUUUACCACCGCCUCCGAUGAUCAUUACCACGUCACCCACGGCCGAUGAACAGCAAGGCGACCCGGUCAAACGGAAUAAUAAACUCAAAUUCGCUCCGGGAUCGAAGGAAGACUCCUAUACAGGCGCGUUGAGUCAAGGUGAAGAUAUAGAGACACGGCACGUGGUCCAGGCUUCCGCGGACUCUAGCCUAGCAACUUCUCGCGCCAGUACUGAAGAACGAAGCCGCCAUGUGGCUACACCGCGAACAAGCGGUGGCGAUGACCGCCGCCCAAACGACUCACAACAUACCUCGACAGACGUGCGGCUUUCAGAGUCCUCUCGGUCGGACCAGAGUGUUGGGGACCAAGGUGGACCGGUUGCUCAUGAGGACUCGAUUUUCAACAGUAAAUGGUUUCGUUUGCCGAAAAUAAAGAUGAAUCGUUCCUCGGUCUUUCCUAUAUCUCAAAAGCCCCGGACUGGACCUAACUCGAAAUCAAAAUUCAUGGACGCAGCCCGGAAGUCCGUCUCCACCAGCGCUACCCCAAAGUCCGUUGCUUUGGAAGGACAGGAACCUGGUCAAGUUUCUCCUCUGCCGUCUCCAUCUCGUUCAACAACAAGACCAUCUUCUCCAGCACACCCUGUGCUGAGGAAUAGCUCAACGAGAUCUGCACCCUCUAUCAGGUCUCUCUCUUCCAAUCCGCACCAAAACCCCCAAAAACCCCGGCAGAGAUCAUCCACAUUAGACUCUACGGUGGAGACUCAGGAUGACCAUCAGCAACAGCCCCCUCAUCUGGUUUCGUCUGGACGUACGUCCUCCUCGACAAGUGGGCGGAAAAGCUUUGGAGAUCUCCUUGGUAUCUCCCACCGAUUAAGACAAAACUCCGAACCGCCUGUCCCGCGAAUAGGGUCUCCUGCGGUAGGCGGUGCGGCAACUCCAGUCUCGACUGCCGGUUCCUUCUUUGUCCCCCAACGCGAGGAAGAUGAUACCCCUGCCACGUACCUUGCCCGUUUGCGGGAGCACUCGCCUCGGGGUGCUAUAGCAGGUGCUCUUGCACAGUCCGAUGACGAAUUCUACCAGACGGCAUUGCGAAAGUACAUGAGAGAGUUCUCGUUCUUCAAUGAUCCGAUUGACAUGGCCAUUCGAAAGCUCUUAAUGGAAGUUGUCUUGCCUAAAGAGACCCAGCAGAUCGACCGUGUUUUGCAAGGAUUCGCAGAUCGGUAUCAUGAAUGCAAUCCAGGCAUCUUUGCUUCCUCGGAACAAGCUUAUUUCAUUGCAUUUUCGAUACUAAUCUUGCACACGGACGUCUUCAACAAGAACAACAAAAGAAAGAUGCAAAAGCAAGACUACGUCAAGAACACUCGGGGAGAGAGCGUAUCGGAUGAUAUUCUCGAGUACUUUUACGAGAAUGUCUCUUAUACCCCGUUCAUCCACAUUGAAGACACCAAUGUUAGUAGCAGGUAUCUUGCAAAGCCCAGAAGGGCUUUGUUCAGGACUACUAGUGCAGAAAAUCUUCCUCGACCGUCAAGAGAACCCGUGGACCCAUACACUCUGAUCUUGGAGGAUAAACUUGAUACAUUGAAGCCAAAUUUCAAAGAUGUUAUGAAUCUGGAUGAUACCUACAGUUGUACGGGACCUUCAGGUCCAGCCGACAUGAAGAGUCUGCAUGAGGCAUUUGCCAAAUCUGGCGUGUUGCAGAUAUUGUCACCGCGGUCCAGACCAGAUGCCUUCAUGUCGCCAUCAAGUAUCGAUAAUCCUGCUGGCUCUCAACCGGGUCUGGUGGAUAUCAGGGUGGCGAAGGUUGGUCUGCUCUGGCGGAAAGACCCGAAAAAGAAGAGAGCCAGGUCUCCCUGGCAAGAGUGGGGUGCAAUUCUCACGUUUUCGCAACUUUAUUUCUUUAGAGAUAUCAACUGGGUGAGGUCGUUGAUCUCCCAGCAUGAUUUACUGCAGAACGAAGGCCGUCGGCGAACUGUGAUCUUCCGGCCUGCUCUUACCGAGUUCAAACCGGAUGCUAUCAUGUCCACGUAUGAUGCGGUAGCCCUGCUGGAUUCAGGGUACAAGAAACAUAAACAUGCUUUUCUCUUUGUUCGUCAUAACGCAUUGGAGGAGGUCUUCCUCGCCAAUACAGAAGCUGAUAUGGAAGAUUGGGUAGCCAAACUCAACUAUGCAGCAGCUUUUAGAGCCACUGGGGUGCGGUCUAGGGGAAUGAUGGCCGCCAGUUACGACGCUCAGAAAUACCGGAACUCCAACAUGGACCCUUUUACUGUGGACGCAUCAGCGCAAUCUGUUGACUACGAGCCACCAUCCCCUAAUAUCGAGGCCAGCAUUUCACCUGAUCUAGCCAUAGCUUGUCAACACCUCAUGGCGCAGAGAGUCCGCGAAGCGAAUGAGAAGCUUUUCGUCUGUCAAGCACAGCUCGACGAUCUUCUAAGGAACGCUAGGCACCUGCAGAUAUUGACUCCGAUUCAACCGAGAACGCGGGAACAAGUUAUAAUGGCUGCAGGACGUAUGGCUGCAAAAGUCAAGUGGGUGAGGCAAGAUAUCUGGCGCAUCAGGUCUUACAAGUCUGUCCUUCUCCGCGACAUGGGCGAGGAAACCUGGAACUCAGCGCCUGAGCAAAUAGAACCACUCCCAAGUACUGGGGCGGGCACUUCUGCGUUGGAUCCAGGCAAUGUGCCAACAGGAGAAGUGAACUUGUCCCAAGGGCCUGAAUCCUCUUACACCGCCAACGACAAGCCUCCUCCUGAGGACCCAACAGUCUUUGAUGAGUCUACCCAAGUCGACAGUGUGCCGUCUGCACCGCCUGCAUCUGUCGAUGUGCGGAGACCUAGCAUUCCAGUAUCCACGACUUCGUCGGAAUUUGUUCGCUCGGGCCGGAAGGGCUCCGUAGACAAAGCAAAGGAGCGUGCAAAAUCUCAAUCUGCGGAUCGGGCGACAAAUGUUCUCGAACGGGAGACUUCUGCUUUCGGUAGUGGGAGCAAAAUGGACGUGUCUAGCCUGGCAUCCUUUGCGUCUAAGUUGACUUCAACCGGUAGUAUUGAUGAUGGUGAAGAGCGCAUUCUUCGACAGGCUGGUUUGCUGGAAUUGGACAGCUCUCCCCGGUCACGAAAGCAGCCCGCCUCUUAUAAUGACACUGAUGCGGACCAGAAGAUGGACGACCAACUUUCGCUGGAGCAGGGUGAUCAGAUCAAUCGAAAACGGCGCAGCCUGCACCGCACUCUGCGAAACUCCCAACAUUCCCACACUGGGCACCACCAUCGCAGCAGGAAACGACGGAGUUCAGUACCAGAUGGAACAGCUAUUCAGGCAGCCCAGGCAGCCCAGGCAGCCCAGGCGGCGAAAGACGAGGCUGGGCUGCCACGGAAGACACCCAGCUUCACCGUUCAUGGUAAAAAGGCCUCGAUCGUGACGUUUGGAUCGGAGUGGCAGACCAUGUCACCUGAAGAGCGGCUGAAGUUGCGCAAGCCUACACCCUCCGAUCCUGCGGCUUCGGAGAAGUCGGAGUCCAUCGUCCCAGAGUCAGCUGAACAGAUGCAGUCUUUACGGCGUUCCAGCAUGGUAGCCAAAUGGAGCUUCCCCCAUCAUGAUGACGAUGAUGAGGGAACGGGACGAGGAACAAAGUCUUUGGACUUGACGAACAAUAGGCCCGUCAUCCAUAUUCCCAAAGCCUCUAACCAGGCUUCUACAUCCAUGCCCGUCUCUCAAAACCCGGAGCAUAAUGAUGAACAACGUCCUUCGAGUCAUGAAGGACCAGCAUCAAGCUCUGCGUCGGCUAGUGGCGUAACUGCAACCACCAUCAGCCAAAAUCCCCCACAUGAAAAACUGCCAGCUAGCCCUGCAGAGCAGGCUGUGACGGCAUAAACUUGAUUGGAUUUGUUUUUGAAAGAGUUGGGCAAAGACAUGGCCAAGUUUAUGAUUUGUAUACCCCUUUGAUGAUUCUAUGUUUCCGUAUCUCCUGCGCUAACGCCUUUUUCUUCUUUAUCGUCUGCUUCUCCAAGUCCUGUAAUAUUAGUCAGGGGAAUAUUACCUUGUGAGUUGAUACUUCUCAGCUGCACUUCCUUUUUUAACUUCGGAUGAGAAGGCCAUAUGCCAUAUGCCACGGUCCUAAGUACCCUGCUUCUGUCCCUUUUGCAUCUUUUCCACCUGUCCCUUGUCUUCUGGCUUUAGUCUAUAGAAGACGGAAAGGAAGCUUACUGCGUGGGAUCAUUAGAUAUGUACUACAGCCUUAUAUGCCUCGUGGCAUUCAUACUGCGAGCCGCCCUUAGAGAGGACGGACCCCAGUUUCAACUUCCCAUGCCAAUCAACCAUCCCUGUCCGACUGCUCUGGAAUGGGAUCCAAACGCCGUUGGUUGCUGCUCCUUCUCAGCUCUUCUCUCAUUUCCUCUAUGUCCUGGUAUUCUUAUGCUCUUAUCUGAAUGUGGUAUACGUCGUGAUAUUCGCGCAUUGUCAAACUGCCAAUACCAUCCCCUGGAUAUUAACCUGAACUAUAACGGAAGACAAGACACAGAUAGAGCUGCUCUAAACUAAAAAUAUUAGUAGAUCUUUUUGAGAAUAAUAGAAUGGAUAGAUACAU
This is a messenger RNA of Monascus purpureus, 5802 nucleotides long. Lineage: Eukaryota; Fungi; Ascomycota; Eurotiomycetes; Eurotiales; Aspergillaceae. The record is from the annotation of a GenBank genome assembly.